Plasmodium coatneyi is the source of this 5886-nucleotide messenger RNA. Its product is annotated as Patatin-like phospholipase. NCBI's taxonomy places the organism in Eukaryota, Apicomplexa, Aconoidasida, Haemosporida, Plasmodiidae. Gene Ontology annotation, biological process: fatty acid metabolic process. The coding region runs from base 1 to 5886 and encodes 1961 amino acids. Gene Ontology annotation, cellular component: membrane. The record is from RefSeq and is a predicted model, not a curated record. The transcript is spliced from 2 exons. Gene Ontology annotation, molecular function: glycerophospholipase activity.
AUGAAAAAAAAUGCAUACCUCAUCCUGGUUUACGGUAUUUACUCCAUUAUCAUGUUUUCUCUGUCCCUGAGAAUGCAAAAAAAUAUAUUCAAGUACAUAACUCCCAUUUCGAAGAGACUGAAUUUAAGCAAGUUUCGGAGAAUCAAAAUUUUCAGGAGGAGAAGUCAGCGCAAGAGGGUGAACGUCUUCAACGAUGUUGUGAAUAAGUAUAUAGGACUGGACCUGUUCUUCAAAAAACUGAACGACGUAACGGACACCCGGCAAAAGCUCAACUACAUAAACUUCCUGCACAAAAUUGUAGAAGACAAGACAUGCGAGCACCUGCUCUUCUCCAACAAUCACAUCAGGACAAUUAUAUACAUCCUGAAUGAGAGAUUUUUAAUCCUAAAAAAAAAUGAAGAUAAAAAUGAGCCAGUCGAUUAUCAAAUCAUAUACAAACUUUUGCUCAUUUUUAACAAUUUGUCAAAACAUAAAAAUUUCUACCGAAUUAUAGUUAACGAUUUUACACAUAAAAAUGUGAAAAUUUCUCUUCUGUAUAUUAUUAUGAAUAUACUGAAUGAGAAGGAAGAGACAAAUGAGACGUAUAAAGAAGCCAACUCUUUUUUUAGUUAUUUCAUAUCCCUUUUUAAGAACAACUCAGAUGGAGCGAAGGGUCAAGAUGUAGAAGACGCCUCUGAAGGGGGAGAAGCCAAAAGCGCAGGUGGGAAGAACCAAAUAAAAAAGGAAGAUAUAGAAGAAAUGAAAAAUAAAAUAGUUUUUCUAGGGAAACAUAUACUGCUAAAACUGAAGGAGGAAAAAUUGAAGGAAGAGGGGAAGGCCCGAAGAUAUGGCUUAACUGAUCAUGGAGAAGUCCCUACCAGUGUGCCAUACGUAGAAGGGGAUUUUCCUGCAGAGGAUGCUGAUCACACAUCGCAGAAAAGUAGUAAAGAAUAUGCCAACAAUAUACAUGAUGGUGUAAGUUCCCAGUUUGACCAGAACCGCACCAUGAGGGGGGAAUCCCCCACUGAGGAAAAUAAAGAAGGGGAAAUAUUUGACCCCACAAAAGAGGACAACCGAAUGGAGAGCCCUAAAAAGGACAGUUGGGGGGGGUACAUUGCCGGACAGGGUGAUCCUCAUAAGGAGGAGAACUCCCUUCCGGGUGACAUGGAAGCCGAAGAGAUGAACGGUGCACAAACGAUAGGCGCCACCACAGAUAACGUCCUCUUCGUCCCCUUCUACUUCAACAAAAACGCAAAGGAUAACAUUCUAACCAGCGUGCUAGUGCAGUUCCAAAACGAAAAUGAUGUGAUCGUUUAUAAGAGGAAGGCACGUGGGGGGAAUCAAGAUCAAGCAAGUGAACAACCCUCCGUGGAUAAACUCAGAAAAAAAAACAUCCUAAAUAAAUCAGACGGCGUGAACAACGUGAGCAACACAAUCGAAUGGAUAGGAGACGAAUACAACUGCAACAACUAUUUUGACGUUUACGAAAAUUACGCAGAAGACGAUGUAGACAUAUUGAAGUAUGAGAAGAACAAUCACGGGAAGAGGUUCCACAUUAGGGAAAGCAGAAUCGACAGGGACGCAGGGGGUGAAGACAAAACGAAUGCCGUGGAUGAUGUGCAUGAAGAGGGGCAACAUGUGGAGGACGAAGUGGAAAGCGAAGAAGUUGACGCCGAGGAAGGAGAACAACCUGAAGCAGUAGAAGAAGAGGAAGAACUAGAAAAUCAAGAAGACUAUGAGGAAGAUUUACAAAACGAUAAAGAAGAAGAGAAGGAGGAAGAUGAAGCAGAAUUUGACGUAAAAAAAGUUAACGUCGUUUUGAGUGACUACAAUGUGGAUAUUAAAGAUGUGGAAAAUAACCCAGAGGUUAAGGUCAAUGGGGGUGUAGAAAAUAAAACCCGCUUCCUAAAUAUGGGCUUACUAAUAUUGGUAAGGAAAAAUGAAAACAGGAAAGAAGACAGAUGGGCUAGGUUGAAUAUGCCGGGGGAUCCAAUGGGGAGGGAAAUAUAUGGACCUCCCGAAAUGGAGUCAAACGCUCCUUCUAUGAACAGUGAUAACAUUGCGGCGGAUACCCCAUAUGAUGGGGGCAACACACCGACAGAGCAGAUUUGCAGAAACGGAGAACCUCAAAAAGGGGUGGCACCCGUGGAGGGGUACGAAGAAAUAUACGUGAAACGCAAAGAAGGGGGAGAUGCACCAAAACCGGACAAAUACAUCCUCACAGGGUUCAUACAGUUAAACAUGGAUUUGAUGAAAAAUUAUAAAAUAAACAGUGAGGAUAAGGAUGGAGGGGGAACCACCCCCCUGCAUGUUAACAACCCCUACCUGAAUUUCUCCCUCGUGGAAAAUUACAUCGAAUCUCUAUUCAAACACAUCGACCUGAAUGACUACUUCACAAACAAGCUACUAAAAUUGUUAUAUGAAAUAUUGUUGGAAAAUAAAAAUUCAGUCGUGUACAAUUUGUACUACUACACGAUUAUGAAAAAGGACAACAUGAAUAGGAUUAUAAAAAUACUGUCCAAAAAUGUGCAGAAUAAUUUAAACCGAGCAAAUAUCACGCUCAUCCUGAGGAUCCUCUACAUCCUCUCCUUUCAUCAAGCGUUCUACAGAAGUGGAUUAAGCAGCCUAAGGAAAAACAAAAAUUACACACUUCUGUAUGGAAAUUUGGCCAAAUAUAUAGAAGACAUAAAGGCUGGAAGCUUUAUCAAGGAGUUACAAAAGUGGGAUAAAUUAAUAGAUUGCUUAAAAACGUUAACGCUCUUUUUCGAAAGUAAGUACACAAAUCAGAACUCGCUUUACAUAUCUGAUGAGAAGAAGGAGCAGUUUCUUUUGGAUAAUAAAAUUUUAAAAAAAAAAUUAAACAACAUUUAUAAUAGACAUUUUAUUUGUGAAUACAAAGAUCUGAUCAUCAUUCGGAAAACGAACAUUUUGCUAAAGGCGCUUGGGGUGAAUAUGUUCGACCUGUACAAUAAUAUAGUCUUUUCGGACAGGGAAAAGAAACCCCAUGAUUAUUUGAUGAAGGAAGGUGAACAGCGGAGGGGACUCUUCCACCAUUUGGGGAAUGCCCUUUGGGGAUAUUUUUCCAAAGUGAGGAGGUACAUGGGGAAGCAAGGUGUGGAUGAUUAUCCCCCCGUGGAAGAUUCCAAGAGGGGCGGCUCCAUUGGGGAAAGCGGUGUAACUGACCGGGUGAGUAACCGGGGAAGUGCCCUCCCCGCUGAGGCACAAACGCAGAACGGAAGCAACCCCGCUAAGGAUACACAGGAGCAAAAAAACAGGAAGAAGCGAACAUACAUAUACGACCUGAACAGCAAGGAACACAUAAGUAUGGACAAAUUUAAAAACCUAGUAAUCGCAUUGAAGAAGAAAAAAAAAAGAAAGUUAAGGAUCUUAUGUCUAGACGGAGGAGGCAUGCGAGGGUUACUCUCCAUAGAAAUAUUAAAAUGCAUAAAUAGCCAUUUGAAAAAAAACAUAUUUGAAUAUUUUGACAUUAUUUGUGGUACCAGCACAGGGGCCAUCAUAUCCAUUCUGAUCGGCCUGGAAAAGGCCCACUUAAAUGAAGUCGAAUUUUUGUACAAUCUUCUGAUUAACAAAAUUUUUCAAAAAGAUACUUAUGCAGUGAGGAACACAAGAUACCUUUUUAAGCAUUCCUACUAUGAUGCGAACAUACUGAGCAAUAUUUUAAAUUCCUUUUUUAAAAAUAUGAGAAUGUUUCACUACAAUGCGGACUUUUUCACGCCCUACGUUUUUACCGUGUCGACGCAGAUGAAUGUCACUCCUCUGCAACCUGUGAUAUUAAAAAAUUACACAGCCAAUUUGGGGAAAAUUAAAGGGGGUAAAGAGGCAGAUGUGUGUGACGGUCAUACGUCAAACAAUUAUGAUUAUAUCGGGGAGAGGGAAGAGCAGAAUGGGGAGGACGACGAAAGGUGGACACAUGAGAACAGUAACCAUGGAUUGGACGAUCAGCAAAACGAUGCAACAGAUACGAACGAAACGAAAUAUGUGAACAUUUCAGACAAAGUGAACACCCACACGAGUGACAUCUACGUGAACCAAAACAUAAACAGCGUCAGUAUUUAUAAAAGCUUCUACAACAUUUUCGUAAAGUACGUAUUGAGGUGCACCACGGCCGCGCCCGGGUUUUUUAACUUUUUCUCCUUUGACAGUAACAUAUAUGCCGACGGAGCGAUCUGCUUUAAUAACCCCACCCUGGUCAGCCUAAACGAAAUGAAAUUAAUUUUUUACAACUAUCUGAACAGCCGGAAAGAGACCCUCCUGGACAGAGUAAAAUGCUUUUUCUCCAAAAAGAAAGAAUUAAUAGAGGAAAAAAAUAAAGCAAUCAAUCUGAAUGACUACAUUGACUGUAUCGUAAGCGUGGGCACUGGAAAAUUUAAACCAAAAAAUAUAAACGAACUGAACGAAAACAAAACGUCGGAUACAUUCCUCCGAUGGGAUGUUCUGUUAAAACAAAUUGUGUAUUCAAUCACCAAUACGGAGUUGACACACGAUAUCUGCAACAACGUUUUGGAUAAAAAUAAAUACUUCCGAUUUAAUUGUUUUAUUAAUAAUAUAAAAUUGGAUGAAACAUCUCCAGAAAUUAUUAACAAAUUGAAGCAAAUUGGGAAACGAUACUUCGAAGAUCAUACAUACAAUCAGAAGAAGCUCAUCCAAUUGGUGGACAUUUUGGAGGAUAGUCGAGAUGUGAAGGAGUACCAACAGAGGCAAAAGAAGAUAUGGGGAGAGUCCUACCUCGAUAAGGUGAAAUCCAAAAUUUCUGGUUUCCUUUUCCCCAAUUGGGGGGCAGUGGACCAGCUUGCAAGCAACGAUCAAAAGGGGGGACAAGUACCCUCUUCAUCUGACCCAAUCAGCGCAGAGAAAACAGGCGCACAGUCCAAUACGCAAACGAACGCACGUAGCUCCACCCCCUAUCGAAACUUCAACUUUGGCCUCGUCGACGAAGACGAAAAGUUUGACCUAAACAACAUCGAAGAAAUUCUAGACAUCAUAAACAAAAGUAACAACUCUGGUAGCAGCACAAGUACAGGCACCUCAAACGGCUUCUUCCACUAUUUCACCAACUUCUUCCAAAACGAUAAUAAAUUUUUAAAGAAGCUGGAGAGUGUACAUAAGAAUAAUUUCUUCAGUAGAUCCAACAGAGAAAAAAACAACUACGUCAAUGUCGUACCCCUUACAGGAAUUCGAGUUUUACUAAACGAAAUUUAUUUUAUCCUUUUGAAAAAAAACUUAUAUUUUCAUACCGAUGAAUGCUUCUCUAAUGUGGAAGAAUUGAGUAAAAAAAAUUACGACAUCAACAUAGAUAAAAUGAUUCCAUACAAUGUGGCCACCUCCCAAGGGGAAAAGGGAAUCGCUGAUCAACCCAACACCGUUGGGGACAAGACACAAGUACCGGAUGGAAGCGUCCCGUCAGAGGAUUCCCCCACUAAUGAAAAAAUUUCAACAAGUGAAAACCAUCCGAAUGGUACACAGAGAAAGAGGAGUGCGAACUUUUCUAAGGACCCCCCACCUGAUGACGACCUAGACGAAGGUAAUCAUCCACAUAACCCUAAAGGGCCAUCCAAUAAUCCACCUUCGAAAAAAACUCAUGACUCUAACAGUUCACCUUACAAUGGAAAACACACAAGUUAUGAAGACGGAGGAAGUUACUACCAAUCGGAAGGCACACAAAAAGACGACCCUCUACGUGAGACACUUGUAAGGGACGAAAAAAUAAACACGUCCGAUAUGGUGGAUAAUUCAGCCAUAAAUAAAAAAAGAAUUCUCAAAAGGGAUGUAAAUAUGAACCAGAUAAACUACAAAUUUUUUAAAUCCAUGAACACAGAAUCGACGGAUGGGAAGAAGCAGAAUAUAAUAAACUUAUUGCGAAAUGUAUUUUUUAAAAGGGAAGCGUAA